AUGAAUGCGUUGGGCCCUCCUCACCCGAUGGGCCCACCCCAGGCUCAGCUUCCUGGUCUAGGUCGAGACCUGGAGACUGCUACUCGCCGUCGAAUGAAUGCGCUUAUCUCAGCGCUGCUGAAGGACACCACAUGGUUCAACUACGUGGACGUCCUUGAGUGGGAUUAUGAAGAGAUGAAGGCGUUGGUGGCAACCGAGAUGGUACCUGACCAGCCCAGUUUACUGGGUGGUGCCGCGAGUUCGAACCUUGACCAGUCGACUGAUGGUACCUCCAACAUGGGUACUCUUAGCCGAUUUCCCUUGGAGAUCAUACAUGAGAUGAUGAACCACAUGGACAUGCUCACCUUGUCGAGAUUUGGUCGCACCUGUCGUUAUGCUCUCGAGGCUUUCAAAAGCCAACCUACGUACAAGCUACUGAUGGAGAAUUCCAAUAACAAGCUCCCAGAGCUGCUGUCAUCCACCAAAGUGAUUUAUUGGCACAGUCUUCUCAACUUGAAGGCGGAGCUUCAGUUCCCAACUUGCCGAGCAUGCGGUACUCUCACCUCAUACCUUUAUCUCCCGACCUGCGAGCGACUUUGCCGAAACUGCGGUGAAUUCGACAAAAACUACUGGGUCAUUGAGACCUACGAUGCGGAAACGGCGUUUAACCUCGAUAUGGAGGAUUUGCGAAGCGGGGUCCCUAUUACAUGCCUCAAGCCAAGCGCAUAUCACGGCCCUCAUUUCCCUGUCGCUCGACGCGGCACUUCAUACCUAUGUCCUGUCAAGUCCGUCAUGGAAGUCGCAGUCCGACACUGGGGCUCUGUGGAAUUAAUGCGAGAGGCUGCUGAACAAAUCUCACCCGACCGAUUCUCCGAUUGCACUGAGCGCGAACUCACCGAUGCCGCACUAUUCCGUUACCUGCGUUCCGACCAGCCUCCCCUCGACCCCAAUGUCUCACAAGAUUUACUAAAAGGACGUCUUCGAGCUACUGACCUGAAUGCACAGCUAGCACCUGGUUUCCCCCAUGUACCGGCACCCCGCGCCACAGAUUCCACCGAGCGCUUCUAUUGCAAGGGCUGCAAGUGGUGUAUCGAUAAGGGACUCGCACCCCUGCCCGAUGCGCUUGAGUACAUGGGCAUAGAUCCGCAAUCCGAUAAGUCCCAGGUCGCCCUUAUCCUCGCUACUCGUGCUCGAACCGCCCGAAGCUGUUCUGACCUCUUUGUUCACGUUAUCUCUUGUCUUGGCUGCUGUGUUAUUAUGUGGAACGCUCGAGCCACCGAUGCAGACCGACAGAGAGUACAAGCUGCUGCGAGAGCCUAG
Penicillium malachiteum is the source of this 1299-nucleotide messenger RNA. RefSeq lists its product as uncharacterized. The coding region runs from base 1 to 1299 and encodes 432 amino acids. The transcript is spliced from 2 exons. The record is from RefSeq and is a predicted model, not a curated record. NCBI's taxonomy places the organism in Eukaryota, Fungi, Ascomycota, Eurotiomycetes, Eurotiales, Aspergillaceae. Gene Ontology annotation, molecular function: protein binding.